Molecule: messenger RNA, 294 nt
Organism: Blepharisma stoltei
Lineage: Eukaryota; Ciliophora; Heterotrichea; Heterotrichida; Blepharismidae
Source: the annotation of a GenBank genome assembly
AUGGCCAGACAUUUACAACUUAGCCAAGAAGAGCUUGAAAGGGUAACGAAGCUGAUGUCUGAGUUUUAUGAUCAUAGAGAUGACAGCAAGCUUCAUGAUUUGUUUAGAUUAUUUGAUUUAAAUGGGAACGGCACUAUUGAAGCGACUGAACUUCAAGCUGUUAUGAGCCAAGUUUCAGGAGAAAGAAUUCCAGAAGAAGAGAUCAGAGAUAUGAUAAGAGAAGCGGAUGCUAAUAAAAAUGGGGUGAUUGAGUUUAACGAAUUUAUAGAGGUCAUGAGACGUCAUAGAGAUUAA